Triticum turgidum subsp. durum (durum wheat) is the source of this 537-nucleotide messenger RNA. Lineage: Eukaryota; Viridiplantae; Streptophyta; Magnoliopsida; Poales; Poaceae. The record is from the annotation of a GenBank genome assembly.
AUGGCAAAGCUUUUAGGAAGGGAUUAUAGCAGAGUAUUGACAACAAUGAGAGGAACUACAGGAUACCUUGCGCCUGAAUGGCUUACCGGUGUUCCUAUUACACCAAAAGUCAAUGUUUUUAGCUACGGGAUGGUGUUGUUGGAAAUAAUAUCUGGAAGGAGGAACUCAUGUCCGACAGGUCCUAGCGGUGGCAACACUGAUGUUUACUUCCCUGUGCAUGCCGCACAUAAGCUUCUUGAAGGAGACGUCGGGAGUUUGGUAGAUCACAAGCUACAUGGUAUUGCCAAUCUAAACAAGCUUGAAAUUGCUUGCAAGGUUACAUGUUGGUGCCUUCAAGACAAUGAGCUUGAUCGGCCAACAAUGGGACAGGUGGUCCAAAUUCUCGAAGGGCUAGUUGAGAUCACAUUGCCUCCGAUACCAAGACUGCUCCAAGCUAUGGCUGAACCGCUGAAAGCUCACAUUCAACAUCCUCCUUUUUUGUUUCAGGAAAACGAGCUGCAUUGUGUGUCUAGACAUCAUAAUAUAUGUCUGUCUUAA